UGAACUACUAAAUUGUAACGUUACAUUUAAGAGGAACAUUAUAUUUCUAUGUUUAUGUUAUAUAUUUUGAUAAAGAAAAUAAUUAUAAAUUAAAACUUUCAUUUUGUAAACAAAUAUGGCGGACAUUAAGGCUUUGGAACAUCCCACGUUAAAGGUGCCGUAUGAGCUACUGAACAAGAAGUUCCGCACAGCUCAGAAAACGAUAGACAGAGAGAUAUCGAAAGUUCACGGAGCUGGAGGAGAAUUGGAGGUAUGCCUUCAAAAACCACAGGUUACCAUUGGAGAAGUGACAAAGGCACUGGACAAUAUGGUAGAGAAACUCAAGCUUUUGAAGAGAAAGGCUGAUGAAAGUGUUAAUGAAGAGCUUGAGGCUGCUAGAAUGAUAAAGAGGCGUGUUGACCAUCUGAAGGAGGCGGAGCAUCUUCAUGAACAUACACGCCCUCUUUGGCAGAAGAAACGUUUGGAUAGGAUGUUAGUUGAAUAUUUCUUAAGAGCCGGCUAUUACAAUACAGCAUUGAAAUUAGCCCAGCAUUCAGAGAUAGAGGACCUAACAAACAUAGACUUAUUUAUGACAUCAAAGGCCAUUGAAGAAUCAUUAAUCAAUCAUGAGACAGCCCCCUGUUUGAAUUGGUGCUAUGAAAAUAAAUCUAAACUUAGAAAAUUGAAGAGUACUCUGGAGUUUAAGCUACGACAACAAGAAUUUAUUGAAAUGAUUCGCAGUAACUGCCGUCUUGAUGCAGUCAGACAUGCAAGGAAAUAUUUUAGCAAUCAAGUUGAAGAUCAACACCUGGGUGAGAUUCAGAGAGUUAUGGGAUUGCUGGCAUUUUCAUCAGACACACUCAUUUCACCAUAUAAGGAGUUAUUGGACCAAGAGAGAUGGAUGGAGCUUGUACAACAAUUCAGAUAUGAGAAUUUCAAGUUACAUCAAUUAAAUAAUGCAUCUGUCUUCACUGUCACUCUACAAGCUGGUUUGUCAGCACUUAAAACACCAUACUGUUACAAAACUGAGGGUAACAGUAAGAAUGCUGAAUGUCCGGUUUGUAGCCGGAACCUAAACAAACUAGGUCAGCACCUGCCAUACGCUCACUGUGCUAAUUCCAAAUUGAUAUGUCAUAUCAGCGGUCAAGCUUUGAAUGAGCAUAACCCACCUAUGAUGUUACCAAACGGAUAUGUAUACGGUUGUAAUGCCCUCGAGGAGAUGGCUGCAAGGAACGAGGGUAAUGUUUUCUGCCCUCGAGGGAAAGAGGCUUUCCAUAUUGAAAAAGCAGAAAAAGUUUUUGUGAUGUGAUCCUGGACUAUAUCAGAUCUCUAUGAUACAAAUUUAAGAUAUAUGUUUGUUUAAAAUAGAAAACACAUGAUCUUAAAAGAUGAGAUUAUAUAAUU
Molecule: messenger RNA, 1383 nt
Organism: Ruditapes philippinarum (Manila clam)
Lineage: Eukaryota; Metazoa; Mollusca; Bivalvia; Venerida; Veneridae
Product: E3 ubiquitin-protein transferase MAEA-like
Exons: 9
Coding region: 116-1288 (390 amino acids)
Biological process (GO): proteasome-mediated ubiquitin-dependent protein catabolic process
Cellular component (GO): nucleus; cytoplasm; GID complex
Molecular function (GO): ubiquitin protein ligase activity; protein binding
Source: RefSeq, a predicted model, not a curated record